This is a messenger RNA of Coffea arabica (coffee), 839 nucleotides long. Lineage: Eukaryota; Viridiplantae; Streptophyta; Magnoliopsida; Gentianales; Rubiaceae. The record is from RefSeq and is a predicted model, not a curated record.
UCAAAUAAAACAGCAGCUACACAAGACUUUUUCGUAAGGUUCACGUAGCCUUAUCCUUUCAAAUCUUUCUCCGAAUCUCAAUCAUAUAUAUGACACUAGAGCUUGUACAAGUUUUGAGACUGCCACAUAGAAAUAAACAAUGACGAGCAAGACUUUUGCUUCUCCUAUGUUCAUCUUCUUUUGGCUUUUGAUGAUUUCCAUCAUUUUAGUCCAACCCGCUCUCUCUGGACGGACGCUUGGCAGCAGCGGUGGUGACGCCACGAUUGGAAUCAUUCCAGGUGGUCCUCCCAAGGCAACUGGUACAAGUUCUCCUACUAACUCUGCUCCUAAAGCUGUAGGCCGUGGACCCAUAGGUUAUGGGCCAUUACACAGGCCUCCAAUUUGCAACAGACCGUUUUACAGUGGCUGCAUCAUCCCACCAAAAAGACGAUGUAGUUAUUAUAACCGUUGCCGACCCCCACUCCCACCAAAAUAAAGUUGCCAAUCAAAGUGGACUCGACCCGAUCAACCCCUACUAAUAAAGUUGGACUGAUACUGCUCCAACCGCAGCUAAGCUCAUAUAAUACCGAGCCGACGCAAUGGAAAUAUACGUAUGGAUAAGACGUUUUGGGAAUGUUUUUAAAAAAGUUUACAAUAGUGUGAAAAACUUUUAAUGUAGAUGAUUAGAUAGUGUGAAAAACUUACUGUCAUAUUAUAUUUAAAAUAUUUAAUUAUGAAAAAACGGUAAAUUCGUAUAGACCUACGUUUCAAGUGUUUGUAAAAAAUUUAAAUAUAUGAAGAGAUUGUAUAUGUGUUGAUUGUAAUUUAGUAAAUUCGUACACAUGCAUAAGCUCUCAAAC